GGGACCAGUGCCCCCAGCAGAUCCCAGGGCCCCCAGUGAGACCAGUGCCCCCAGCAGUGGCGGCGGGCACGGUGCCACCAGCCUUGCGCAGGACAUGUGUCACCGUCCUCUCAGCCCCGUCAGGGCUAAUCCCAGGGCUUAAUGGCUUUUGCUGAUAGGAGUGGGGCCGCCGUCACUGUCACCGUCACCGGUGGAGCACACGGAGAGAACAGCCGGGCUCGGUGGAGCCAGCACCCAGCCCAUGUCCCUGCAUCCCUGGCCUCCCAGGACGUGGGGACAAGGACCGCCAGAACUGGGGACAUGGGGCUGUCGCAGAGCAAGAGGGGUGACGACAAAGGCCCGAGGAGCAGCGCGGUGCUGGAGGGUGACGGGAGCGAUGUCCUCUCCCCGGACAUGGCCACCGAUGGCCACGGGGGCCUCAUCCAGCCCAGGAAGGUGCCAAACCCAGUGCGGGAGUCCCAGAGCCACCGGGAGCUGCACCGGGAGCUGCUCUUCAGCCACAGCAGGGGGAUCCUGCCCCGGCACAGGGCCGAGCUCCCGCGGGUGCUGGAGAGCCGGCGGCUAAGGCAGCUGAGGGAGGAGCUGCAGGGACCCCCCUCCGACCUGGAGCAGCAGCUGAGGAAAUGCCACCAGAGGCUUGAGGAGCACGAGCGGGAGGCAGCGGCGGGGCCGGAUCCGGGCCCUCGCCCCGAGUUCCUUCUGGUGCGGGACAGCCUGAGGAAGAUGAAGCUGGCGGAGCCGGGUGCCUGGCAGACGUGAGCAGGGGCCGGCCCGGCAGAGCGGGGGACAGCUGCCCCGGGACCCCCCCCCCACGGCGGCACACCGGGCUCCCCCCAUGCCCAGCACAUCCCAGUGCUGGGAACGGCACCCGGCGCUGUCAUUCUGGGAGAGCUCGUGGUCGGGGGCGGCCGUGGGUACCGCUGCCUCGGCGUCCCCAAAGCGGUGAGAACCAGCGUGCCAAGGGCUGGAAUGAGCUGGCAGAGCCGGGGCAGCGCCGGGGGCGGCAUGGGGAGGUGGCGGGCAACGGUCUCACCCCGACCUGCACCUGCUCCAUCUCUCUCUGACAAAAACCCCAUGAAAUAAAGGCUUUCAUCUGGU
Messenger RNA from Aquila chrysaetos chrysaetos, 1098 nucleotides. Its product is annotated as protein FAM107B-like. Lineage: Eukaryota; Metazoa; Chordata; Aves; Accipitriformes; Accipitridae. The transcript is spliced from 5 exons. The record is from RefSeq and is a predicted model, not a curated record. The coding region runs from base 142 to 759 and encodes 205 amino acids.